Molecule: messenger RNA, 1013 nt
Organism: Phoenix dactylifera (date palm)
Lineage: Eukaryota; Viridiplantae; Streptophyta; Magnoliopsida; Arecales; Arecaceae
Product: vacuolar protein sorting-associated protein 2 homolog 1
Biological process (GO): vacuolar transport
Source: RefSeq, a predicted model, not a curated record
AUAUUGGCGGCUUUUUACCGCGUGCGGUAGGAUCGGUCGGUCGAAACAAACCCUUUCGAAGAGAAAAAGGAACAACGAGGAAGGAGGAGGAGAGAUCGAAGAAGAGCUUCCCCAAUUUCCUCCAAUAAUUCUCUCCACCAUAUCGAUCUAGCGACGUAAGGAGAGCGGAAAGAGAACAGAUCGAAGUUCCUCAAGAUGAGCUUUCUCUUCGGCAAGAAGAAAACCCCCGCAGAGCUGCUGAGGGAGAAUAAGAGAAUGUUGGAUAGAUCAAUAAGGGAAAUCGAAAGGGAGAGGCAAGGACUGCAGACCCAAGAGAAAAAGCUUAUCGCAGAGAUCAAGAAAACAGCCAAGCAAGGGCAAAUGGGAGCUGUAAAAGUAAUGGCCAAAGAUCUUAUUCGAACAAGACAUCAGAUCACAAAGUUUUAUGCACUCAAAUCACAGCUUCAAGGUGUAUCUCUUAGAAUUCAGACAUUGAAAUCAACCCAAGCUAUGGGUGAGGCUAUGAAGGGUGUUACUAAGGCAAUGGGACAGAUGAACAGGCAGAUGAACCUACCAGGCUUGCAGAAGAUAAUGCAAGAAUUUGAGCGGCAAAAUGAGAGGAUGGAAAUGGUAAGCGAGGCGAUGGGAGAUGCUAUUGAUGAUGCCUUAGAGGGUGACGAGGAAGAAGAAGAAACAGAAGAUCUUGUGAACCAGGUCCUUGAUGAAAUUGGUAUCGACAUUAAUGCAGAGCUUGUCAAAGCACCGACAUCUGCGGUGGCUCAACCAGCGGCAGCUGACAGGGUUGCUCAAGCUGAAACAGCUGGGACUGAAGACGGUGGGAUAGACAGCGAACUACAGGCGAGAUUAGAUAAUCUACGAAAAAUGUAAAUAAUCUUAAUAGCAUGUGACCAAUGUGAGGAUGCAAUGGAUCACUGCACCAUGUAUUAUAGUGUGAUUUUGAGAAAUUUCAUCCAUACAAUAAAUUAUACUGUCAUACGGUGUUUUUAAGACAUCUAAUAGAUUCUUGCUUUUUA